UUGUUAUUUUCCAUGUGAGCAGCAUUGGAAGCAUUAGUUGUCAAAACUCCUUUUAAAAAAACGCAGUUAUGCAAGAAAAUUAAACGAAAAAUUAAAAAAAUUAACUUAUAAUCAUUAAUUAAUGGCAAUAAAAAAUUAUAAAACUAAAUUCUUGACCAAAUUUCCAACGAUUGGAUAAAAAUGUAUCGUUUAUUAACGGUUAAUCGGGUUGCUGUGGAAAAUUGUAGAUUGGCUCUGUAUGGGCGAAAGCAUGCGGCAAUUGAACGGACGUUUGUGGGAUUGACUUGCAGGCAACAACAGCAGGAGGGACAAAGGAUUUGUUUGUCAGCAUCCAGACAGAAUAUUGCUAAGCUAGAAACUCCUCGGGUAGUGUAUUCCCACUUGCAGCAGAACAAUGUUAGUCCGAAGAUUUUAACAACAGCAAUCCAUGAGACGAGCACAAGUACUACCGGACAGAAAAAUGCUAUAAUUGGAGCCACAACAACUGUGCGUAAACAAUCAACUACACCAACAAAUCUCGAGGCAUUAGAAAAGAAGAAGAAGAAAAAACGUAAAUUGCGUUAUUCGAAAUAUGUUGAACUAUUGGAGGUGACUGAUGGCGCAGCCAAUGUCCGCAAAUCGAAAGUGCAACGCCUGCGAGCCAAGAAACUACAAGAUUUCGUUGCAAAAACGCAACAGGAACUCAUCAAGAAAAUUGUCAAUAAAAAACAAAAGUUGGCCACUGAAGAAGGUGCCAGGAAGAAGAACAAAUCUAAAGCAGCUUUAACGAUGCAACCCAUCGAAUAUCAAAAAAUCAAUAUGGAAGUACUGGACACAUCUCUUUUGGAAGCUGGAAGUUAUGAUGACAAACCGAUGAUAUUUUUUGGCAAAGAAGAUGAGGAUUUAGUAACGAAGAGGAUACUUACAAAUCCAGAACAGAUUGAUCGGAUUACAAAGUCUUUCCAGAAUUUUAGGGAUAUCAUUGAAAGUUUGGAACAAGAGCAUAUGGACCAUGAAAGCUUUAGUCUAAAUGCACCAAAACAUGCAUUACCCGAAGAGGUUAUCGAUCCAUUGGAUUCAUCAGAGCCGUAUGUACAUCCUGAUAUCAUAGACGGAUCAACGAAAGAAAGCAAAUCAGCAAGUGUAACACAGAAGUCAAAGCCAAGAUUCAAGUCAAAGAUCCAUUUAAAUGAAACUCAAGAACGUUUGGCAAAGGAACGUGCCCUGCGCCUAAAUCUCAACACGUAUUUGAAUGUAUGUGUGUCUGUGGGUCUACUCAACCGCGCCUUGUCUACGCUCUUAACCUAUCGUCAAAAGGCGUUGAAGAAUAACUCUGCGAAUAGCUUAAUAACCAUCGAUUUGUACAACAUUCUUUUGCACGGCUACGCUGAAAAGGGCAAUUUUGAAAGGUUUCGUGAUAUAUUCCAAUUAAUCGGAGAGGAUGGCUUACAAUUCAAUACUCAAACCUUUGCUGCUAUAUUUGAGUGUCUUGGCCGUCUCGAAGCAUCCGAAGCAAAUAUAUUGAACAUACGAAAAGCCAUCAAAAAGGCCGAACAAAUGGGUUUUACUUUAAGCGAAAUUAUGGAUAAAUCUUAUUUUAUAGCUGAUCAACGUGAUAUUGCCUUAGAUGCCAUACAGAGAGUUCUGCCCGAUUUCCAGCCUGUUUAUACUCCACCGGUUUUAGAAUACAACAACAAUCUUUUAAAUAAUUUUAAUGACCAAAUUCAUCCCACCCAUGAUAUGGCGGUUAAUACAAAUUCGCAGCAAAAAGUUCCUGGUUCAGAAAUAAUGAAUUCCAAGUUGGGUUACAGUAAGGAGCAACUGGAAGAAAUGGCCCGAGAACAAUUGAGAAUUGAGCUUGAAGGCAGUAUUACAAUCAAAUCCAUAGAAAAGACCAAAGAGUUUGACAACACAGAUUUUUGUCGCGAGAAACUGAAGGAGAUGGAAACACAGUGGCGUAGUCAAAUUUGCAGUGCCAUUGCUCGUGAUUUGAAUACGCUAAAAGCCCAAGUACGAUAUAAACCCAAUGGAUAUAUGAACUAUUACACCUAUUUGAAUACCCUGGACAGUUCUCAAUAUGCGGAUAUUUUAAUACGCGAAAUAUACAAACUGGCCGAGGGUUCAGAGACAUUUAGCCCCACUGUAGGCCAAUUGUAUAAAGAGUUGGGUCAAAAAGUACAACAGCGUUUCCAAAUAGAACAGAAAAAGAAGAAUGGUAUAUUGGAAAAGGUAGGUGACAUCUAUAGUUCAUACUGUGAUAUCUGGGAUCAUGCCAACAGCAACGAUAAUACCCGUCAAAUGUGGCAACGUUUGGUACACAAAGAACGUGCCACUGGUCCAAGUAUGGACAUUCGAGAAGUGGCAUGGCCAACAAACGUUCUCACCGGAGUCGGUCGUUUCCUGUACAACAUAUUAAUGCGAGACAUAAAAAUCGAUUCGUUUUGUAUGCGCCAAAACCAAAAGACCAAUCAGCAAAAUUUACUCCCAGCUUUUUAUACAUUGUUUCGAAAUCAAGGACGUCUGGUCAAGGAGGAAGUUAAACCACAUCCUGUUUUGGCAAGAUUGCUGCGAGCUUCUCGUCAACAAACCCUGACAUUUGAUUCAAAUUUAGUGCCAAUGCUGUGCCCACCACAACCAUGGAGUACUCCACACAAUGGUGGCUAUUUAUUAAACAAAUCCGAUUUGAUACGUUUACCAUUGCAGGCUAUACAACAAUGGGAACGUAUCAAUUCCAUGAAUCCACAAAAUAUAUAUCCUGCCUUAGAUUCUCUUAAUCAAUUAGCUAGUGUACCAUGGCGUGUUAAUACCGAUGUUUUAGACAUCAUCAUAGAAGUCUUUCAAAACGGUGGCGAUGAAAAACUCGAUGUUCCACAACCGCCCAGCUCAUUGCCUGCCCUUCCAUCAAUACCCAAAAAUGACGUCUCCAUAUCGAAUGCAGAUCGUGCUAAAUUGUUCAAAGACAAAAUGAUCCACAGGCGCAAACAGGCUGAGAUGUAUAGUUUAUGGUGUGACACCUUAUAUAGACUAUCUUUGGCUAAUCAUUUCCGUGACAAAGUUUUCUGGUUGCCCCACAAUAUGGACUUCAGAGGACGAGUAUAUCCUGUACCACCCCAUCUCAAUCACUUGGGUUCAGAUUUAGCUCGAUCCAUGCUCAUUUUCGACCAACCCCAACCAUUGGGCGUGGAUGGUUUCAGUUGGCUGAAAUUGCAUUGCAUAAAUCUCACUGGUCUCAAGAAACGUGACUCGGUCAGAGAACGUUUACUUUACGCCGAAGAAGUAAUGCCGGAAAUUUUGGAUUCUGCUGAUAACCCUCUUAACGGACGUAGAUGGUGGGCCAAAUCCGAUGAACCCUGGCAAACGUUGGCCUGUUGCAUAGAAAUUGCAAAGGUCCAUCGUUCACCCAACCCUGCCGAAUACAUGAGCCGAUUUCCUAUACACCAAGAUGGUUCCUGUAAUGGUCUGCAGCAUUAUGCCGCGCUGGGACGAGACAAGGCUGGAGCUAUAAGUGUAAAUUUGGCUCCCUCCGAGACACCGAAUGAUGUGUACAGUGCUGUGGCCGCUUUGGUGGAAAAAUCGCGUAAACGUGAUGCAGAUAAUGGUUUGCAUGUGGCCGAGGCUCUCAAUGGCUUUGUAAAACGUAAAGUUAUAAAACAAACCGUUAUGACCACUGUCUAUGGUGUUACCCGUUAUGGAGCACGCCUACAAAUUGCCCGUCAAUUAAAGGACAUUGAUGAUUUCCCCAAAGACUGGGUCUGGCCGGCAUCCACUUAUUUGACAACGAAAACAUUUGAAAGUAUACGUGAGAUGUUCACCUCCACACGUGAAAUUCAAGAUUGGUUUACAGAAUGCGCCCGUCUAAUUUCCGGUGUUUGUGGUCGAAAUGUUGAAUGGGUAACACCUUUGGGUCUGCCUGUCGUACAACCCUACAAUCGUCAAGAUAAUAAGCAAAUACCUAAGGCCAAUGUACGAGUGUCGGAAGCAAUGGCAACCGAUAUGUAUGAGAAACCAAAUGUGAUGAAACAAAAGAAUGCUUUUCCACCGAACUUUAUCCACUCAUUGGAUUCGUCGCAUAUGAUGUUGACUUCGUUGCAUUGUGAACGUGCCGGUCUCACGUUUGUCUCGGUGCAUGACUGCUUCUGGACCCAUGCCUGUACUGUGCCCGAAUUGAAUCGCAUCUGCCGAGAACAGUUUGUGGCGUUACACUCACAACCGAUCUUGGAAGAUUUAUCGGAAUUCUUAAAGGAAAAAUACAGUUUUAGAGAAGGAGAAUUUAGUAAUGACGACUCAGCGGAAGAUUUAUCGAAACGAAAUCUUAAUCGCGUGCUUUGCCAGAUGCCACAAAAGGGUGAUUUCGAUUUGCGCAAUGUCCUAGACUCGGUGUACUUUUUCAGUUAAUCCCUACGCUUGUUUUCUUUUAUUUACUGUUAGAAUUGGCAUGUGGGUGGUAAACUUGCCCAUGUUCCUUGAAAUUGUAGUCUUUAACCAAAAAACAAAUCGGCUUUAAAAGUAUUUAGUUGAAUUAGAAGACAAAUUUAUACAAUGUUCUUUGUAAGAAUUUAGUUUACGAAAGUUUUAAAGGUAAUAAUAAUAAAAAUAUGAAUAUUUAUAA
This is a messenger RNA of Musca domestica (house fly), 4588 nucleotides long. RefSeq names its product DNA-directed RNA polymerase, mitochondrial (gene mtRNApol). The transcript has 12 exons. Gene Ontology annotation, cellular component: mitochondrial DNA-directed RNA polymerase complex. The record is from RefSeq and is a predicted model, not a curated record. Bases 181 to 4374 code for a protein of 1397 amino acids. Lineage: Eukaryota; Metazoa; Arthropoda; Insecta; Diptera; Muscidae. Gene Ontology annotation, molecular function: mitochondrial promoter sequence-specific DNA binding; DNA-directed RNA polymerase activity; protein binding. Gene Ontology annotation, biological process: mitochondrial transcription.